AAGGAUAUGCAUUUGGGAAUGUUCUUAAUAGCUGCUAAUUUAAACGCAGGAAAUUCAUUUCUGAGGAAACCGAUAUCCGCAUUUGGAUAAACUGAACGAGACUUGUUCAGCGCAACUACAUCCACUGGUGAUGCCGGAGGUCACGUCCACCAGAAGUGAUAGGCUAACAUCCAAAGGCAUUAUGUUUUUAUGCAACACCACAGCCAUCAAGGACUGGAGCUAUUUCCUUUCUCAAAUCUUACCUCUUGUGAAUAAAUCGGCGGGAUUUGUUCAUCAGAGUAUGGAUCGGGUGGAGGCGGUGACGAGCACCAUGGUGACGGCUCUGGAGCCUGACCUGAGCGGCAUGAGCGCCAGUCACCCGCCGCUCAACUCCAACCACACGUCCGGUUUGGAGCACGUCUUUCAGUACUCGUACUCCGAGAGCGACCAGGAGUACACGGACGACAAGACGCCGCCGAGGGACUCGAUACUGCUGCCCAAGGCGGUGCUGUACCUGGUCAUGGCGGCGCUUGUGGUGGUGGCUGUGGCUUACGCUAUAGUGGGGCACCUGUUGAAGGAUCUCGUGCAUGAGUUCGCGGAGUGGGUGUUUGGGCCCCGUUCAGACAACCGAAGGAGCAAGAGUGAGGUGAACUGCAUCAGCAGCAGCAUGAAUGAAAUGAGGGAACUCUCACAUCCAGUGGACAUGCGCUGCAUUGCGUACAAUCACUCCGACUGCCAAAGCGCCAUUAAGCCUGAAGAACUGGUGGUCACCAUCGAUGAGACCUCGCAGCUGCCUUGUGAAGCUUCCAGUGGGACCUAACUGAGAACAAACCACCUCCAUUUGAUACACCCUUUAUUAUGAGGAGAAAAGCAUGUUUGCAUCUGUGAUGUUGAAAGCUGGCACUUAGAAGUCACAUGGCAGAAGUCUUGUCCUAGGAUGAGGAAAACUGAAGAGUCUGGGAGACUUUAGAAGGACAGGAAUCACUAAAGUAAAUUAAAUGUUCCGUAUUGGAUUGCUGUGAGACAUUUUAUAUUUUCAAAUCGAAUAGAGAAAGAGGAAAGACACUCCUUUAUCAUUCACAUCAGUCUUAUCACACAAUAUUUUGGUUUAUUUUGUUUUGUUUUGUGGCGUCAUCCACUGUUAAUCUAGAAUAGUGUUCUGCUGUUAUACAUUUCCUCUGCUACCUACAAGCUGCUAUGGUUUUAUUUUCCCACUUUUUGCAAAUAUUUAUGGGUGAGUAUUUAAAGUAUUUGCAAAUACUCAUAUUUUGCUCACUAUCAGGUUUUCUGCAUUCAACUAUGCUGCUUGAAAACAGAGAUCUUCUCCCUACAGGUUACUUGAAAAGUCAAGUAAUGAAGAUGGUUUGAAUAUACAGCCCUUGAUGAAAACAAAUAUCAGUAUUUAAUCCACAAUGGCUAAACAAAACUACCAAUGUGUUUUAUUUUCAUCUAAGGCAGUGUUACCAAAAAUAUGUUUUAUAAUGGAGAAAUACACUGAACUUCUCGCUGAAAAUAUAUAUUUAAAUGAUAGAAAACAGCAGUUAAUAGACUUUUGAUAAUAUAUUUGAUUUAUAUGUUGGGCGAUUAUCUAAAAAGAUUAAUAUCUAUGUACUUCACAACUAAGGGCUAUAAU
Messenger RNA from Carassius auratus (goldfish), 1612 nucleotides. RefSeq lists its product as uncharacterized. The transcript is spliced from 3 exons. The record is from RefSeq and is a predicted model, not a curated record. Bases 131 to 799 code for a protein of 222 amino acids. Lineage: Eukaryota; Metazoa; Chordata; Actinopteri; Cypriniformes; Cyprinidae.